CCGCCCUCCCUUGCACCCCCAGGUGUUUGACAACACCCCAGCGGCCCUGGACGGCACCGUGGCAGCUGGUGACGAGAUCACCGGUGUCAAUGGCCGGUCGAUCAAAGGCAAAACUAAGGUGGAGGUGGCAAAGAUGAUUCAGGAGGUGAAGGGAGAGGUGACUAUCCAUUACAACAAGCUGCAGGCGGACCCCAAGCAGGGCAUGUCCCUGGACAUUGUGUUGAAGAAAGUAAAGCAUCGGCUGGUAGAGAACAUGAGUUCGGGGACCGCAGACGCCCUGGGCCUGAGCCGGGCCAUCCUGUGCAAUGACGGGCUUGUGAAGAGGCUGGAGGAACUGGAGCGGACGGCCGAGCUGUACAGAGGAAUGACAGAACACACCAAGAACCUCCUCCGGGCCUUUUAUGAGCUGUCACAGACACACCGGGCCUUUGGGGACGUGUUCUCCGUCAUCGGGGUGCGGGAGCCCCAGCCAGCCGCGAGCGAGGCUUUCGUGAAGUUUGCCGACGCCCACCGCAGCAUCGAGAAGUUCGGCAUCCGGCUGCUGAAAACCAUCAAGCCGAUGCUGACAGACCUGAACACGUACCUCAACAAAGCCAUCCCAGACACUCGCCUCACCAUCAAGAAGUACCUGGAUGUGAAGUUCGAGUACCUGUCCUACUGCCUGAAGGUGAAGGAGAUGGAUGACGAGGAGUACAGCUGCAUCGCCCUGGGGGAGCCCCUGUACCGUGUGAGCACUGGCAACUACGAGUAUCGCCUGAUCCUGCGCUGUCGCCAGGAGGCCCGCGCCCGUUUCUCCCAGAUGCGCAAAGACGUGCUGGAGAAGAUUGAGUUGCUGGACCAGAAGCACGUCCAGGACAUCGUGUUCCAGCUGCAGCGCUUCGUGUCCACCAUGUCCAAGUACUACAACGACUGCUACGCGGUGCUGCGGGACGCCGACGUCUUCCCCAUCGAAGUGGACCUGGCCCACACCACGCUGGCCUACGGCCUCGGCCAGGACGAGUUCACCGACGGCGAGGACGAGGAGGAGGAAGACGACGAGGACACGGCAGCCGGGGAGCCGUCCAGGGAUGCGCGAGGGGCUGCUGGGCCCCUGGACAAGGGUGGGAGCUGGUGUGACUCCUGAGUGCUCCCCGCCGUGGGGUGCGGAUGGGGGGGGUGAGCGGGGGGACAGAGGGUGGAAGCCGGGGCGGGGCCGCUGCACCACAGGGUGGUGCAUAAAGGCCUGCUGGCUUGGGGCGCUGCCUCCCCGCUCUUCUGUCCUGGCUCAGCGAACCGGGCUCCUGCCCAGGAAAGUCCCCAGGCCUGCGGCCUGACCUGGACACUGGCCCCCCUCCUCCUUCCCCCCCCACCUCCCCAGCCAGAUGGAGAGCUUGGCGCCUGGAACUGCCUUAGGGAGGAGAGAGGGGGCGCAGAGAGGAGGGGUUGGAGGUGGCCCCAAGUCCAGGACCCGCUCCCCACGGGCACCAGCACUGGCCCCAUCUGGAGCCUGCCAGCGUGGGGGGCUGCGGGCGCACAGCCGAGGCUGGGGCCAGUGGCCGUGUACCCCCUCACCUUGCCCCAGGCCGGCCCAGCCCCUCCCACACUCACACCUCCGCGGCCUUUAUUUAUUCAUUUCCCCCAGCUCAGCCGAGUCCCCGGGGAAGGGCCGGGCGCUGGGCCUGUACCGAAUAAACACAGACCCAGACUGA
Messenger RNA from Leptonychotes weddellii (Weddell seal), 1688 nucleotides. The record is from RefSeq and is a predicted model, not a curated record. Lineage: Eukaryota; Metazoa; Chordata; Mammalia; Carnivora; Phocidae.